AUGGAUCCGAAAAUACAAGAAUUGUUGGCUGAACUCGAGCGAGAAAGAGCUGAACACAAUGGCGUCAAGAUGCGGAAGCUGAAGCGAGAAGCGAAAGAAGGCGACGUGAAGAAGCAGAAGCUCUGGCUGAGCUCAGAGUCAUCAACACUGCCUCUCUUUUUACAUGCCUGCCAUGAAUUGUUAGUCGCGAUCGAGGUCGUGACAGACCCUACUCGAACAACUCAAGGCGCGGUAACGAGACCGACAAAUCGGAGGGUUCCAUCUCACAUCACAUUGUGGGAAACAUUCACUGAGGAGCAAAUGAAGGUGUGGCACAAGCUCGAUCAGCAUCCCCAUUUCUUGACAGAAAAGCUCUUCCCCUCCCUACAUCAGCUCGACUACGUCCGCCAACUCAUCAGUCCAAUUUCCUCAGAGUGGGAUCUUCGGUACUAUGAACGGGAAACGGUAGAAAAUCAAGUGCGGGCCAUAAUAGACCGAAUAUAUGAGAAUGAUGAGCUUAAGAGGGCAUUCGUAUUGCGCGGAUCGAUUACCUUUGAAAGCCAUGCUAACCUUGGGCUUUCAACACGGGCGGCUGAUUUGAACCCGGGUGAUCAGCAGUCGUCCAUUGAAUCCAUCGUCGGGACUGAAUCAAGUACCGGAAAGAGAGUGGGCAAGAAGAAUAAAACAAAGAAGAGGGAGACCACGAUGGUCACGGGAGGACAGGCAGAUCGAUUCUGCAUCUAUCGCCAGGAUGGCGAUGAGCACAUCCCAGCGCUCGCUAUCGGGUACAUUCAUCCUUCCAAAGAAGUAAUUGGUAAGGACCCAGAUGAUUCUGAUUUCUGCUCGAAGUGGUUAGUCGCUGCCGUCAUCACACAGCUGUUCUCCUACAUGGUUGCCAAGGGAGUCCGGUACGGCUAUGUGUGCACCGGAGAAGCCUUUAUCUUUCUACACAUUCUUGAUGAUCCGUCAUCCGUCAUGUGUUCCGUCUGUACUCCCAGCCUAGAUGUUGAAGAAAUCAAUGAUGACAGUCUCCGUUUAACCGCCGUCGCUCAGGUACUAGCAUUUACCUUAAGAGCUCUAGAGUCCCCUCCUGCCCCGCAAGAAUGGUAUGAUGCCGUCGCGGAACUUGGCAUCUGGCCGGUUGAAUACUCGGAUAUCCUCGAGCAAACACCUCCAAGCGCUCGACAGAAGCAUGCCUCACCUCUGUAUCGGGGCCGACGCCCUUCCAAUCUUCCUCCUUUUCAGAUGACAUUACGACCCAGAUGUCGGCCACACGCAGAUAUUGUACCUCAAUCAAGAAGCCCUUCCCCCUCAAUGUCUCCGCCUCCAUCUCCGUUGUCGCCAUCCGCACGCCGUGGACGAACCGCAAACGCUCGAGCCCGCUCUAACCCGGAUCAAAAAUCUGGUAAGAAAGGGCAAUCCAGCGAAGACAGCGAUGUCAAUUGGAUAGACCAUGCUGCUGAACCACCAAAGAUCAAAAGCCAACCUUACUGUUCCCAGCAGUGCUUGCUGGCUCUACGAGACGAUGGUCCGCUCGACACCUCCUGCCCGAACUAUCUCACUCACCUUAAGCGACGGAUCCAGCCAGCGGAGUUUCGUGCUCUUAUCCGAGAGCAGCUCUCCAGGGACCGUGGCCUGGAUGCCAACUGUCGCCCUCUCUACAAGAAGGGAAGUUGUGGGGCAGCUUUUAAAAUCCAUCUUUUGUCGCAUGGCUACACUCUACUCGCAAAGGGCGUCGAACGCAACAAUUUACAUAAACUCGAACAUGAAAACAAAGUAUACCAUAGGCUUCACGAUAUUCAAGGCAACUACAUUCCGGUUUGCCUCGGGAUUGUUGUGCUUGACCCAAAAUACCCGUAUUACUAUGACGAGGGAGUUUAUACCCAUAUGCUCCUUCUGAGCUGGGCGGGAAAGCCCAUCUCCGAAAUUAUGAAAUCGGAUAAUUCGGCAUGCGUGAUUGAGAUGACAUCAGAGUCUCUUCAAGCGAUUCACCUUGCAGGUGUACUGCACCGUGAUGUCGAGCCACGAAAUAUUUUAUGGAAUGAGGGCUGCAAUCGCCCUAUGCUUGUAGAUUUUGAACGAGCUGAGAUGCGAAAUGCGCUAUCUGCUAUAUCACCGAACCUUGGGCUAAAGAGGAGAAGGCUUAGGAAGAACAGAUCUAUCUUUUCUAAAGAACUUUCAAAAGCUCAGAUCAGCCUGGAGCGCUGUGGGGAAUUGCUCCAUCAGAAUUCCGCCUCAAAGUUCAAGGAAUAG
Molecule: messenger RNA, 2232 nt
Organism: Histoplasma mississippiense
Lineage: Eukaryota; Fungi; Ascomycota; Eurotiomycetes; Onygenales; Ajellomycetaceae
Exons: 2
Coding region: 1-2232 (743 amino acids)
Biological process (GO): protein phosphorylation
Molecular function (GO): ATP binding; protein kinase activity
Source: RefSeq, a predicted model, not a curated record